Messenger RNA from Rosa rugosa (rugosa rose), 2278 nucleotides. RefSeq names its product protein CYPRO4. Gene Ontology annotation, molecular function: protein binding. The coding region runs from base 120 to 2024 and encodes 634 amino acids. Gene Ontology annotation, cellular component: nucleus; cytoplasm. The record is from RefSeq and is a predicted model, not a curated record. The transcript is spliced from 2 exons. Lineage: Eukaryota; Viridiplantae; Streptophyta; Magnoliopsida; Rosales; Rosaceae.
CAACUUUUGAAACUUUAAAACUUCUCCCAGCAAAUCCCACUCUCUACAAUUCCGCUCUCCAAAUCCUUCCCUUUCUAACUUUUCCAAAUCCCCAAAUUCCUGAGCUCUGAUUCUCCGCCAUGGGAACCUCCCAGAGCCGCGAGGACUACAUCUCCGACUCCGACGACUACAAAGAGGAGGAGGAAGAAGAAGAACGAUCCGACGAUACAGAAGAGUACCAAGACGCUCGAGAGAAACAGCCCACCCCAAUCGGCGAUCUCGACGCCAAGCUUAAAGCCUUGAAGCUCAAGUACGGUACUCCUUCCUCUUCCUCCUCCUCCACCUCAUCGCCCGCCGUCUCACAUAACGCCGUCAAGCUCUACCUCCACAUCGGCGGCAACGCUCCCAGCGCCAAGUGGAUCGUCUCCAACAAGCUCACCUCCUUCUCCUUCGUCAAGACCUCCAACGUCGACGGCGACAGCGACGACGACGACGACUACGAGGGCUCGUCGGACGGUAAAGGACAGUGGAUUCUCAAGGUUGGUGGCAAGGUCCGAGCUAGGGUUUCCACCGACAUGCAAUUGAAGAUGUUCGGCGAUCAGCGACGUGUGGAUUUCGUGUCUAGAGGCGUCUGGGCCCUGAAAUUCUUCACCGACGAGCAGUACCGGAGAUUCGUCACCGAAUUUCAGGACUGCUUUUUUGAGAACUUGCACGGGCUUAAGGCGACGGAGGAGAACAAGGUCAAGAUUUACGGUAAGGAGUUUUUGGGGUGGGUGAAGCCGGAGGCGGCGGACGACUCGGCGUGGGAGUAUGCCGACGAUUAUGACAUGGCCGCCAGGAGCCCCAAUUCGGUGACGCCGGUCCGCUCCAACCAGCAAUUGAUGGAGGAGUUUGAGGAGGCUGCGAAUGGAGGUGUUCAGAGCUUGACGCUUGGUGCAUUGGAUAAUAGUUUCUUGGUGAAUGAUUCUGGUGUUCAGGUGUAUAGGAAUUUCAGAGAUGGGAUUCAUGGGAAGGGUGUGGUUGCGAAAUUCGACAGUGGGGGUGGUUCGAAAUCGACACCGAAGAAGGCUCUGCUUCUGAGGGGGGAGACUAAUAUGAUGCUUAUGAGUCCACUGAAGGAGGGAAAGCCUCAGGCAAAUGGGCUUCAGCAGCUGGACAUUGAGACUGGGAAGAUUGUCACGGAAUGGAAGUUUGAGAAGGAUGGGACAGAGAUUACAAUGAGGGAUAUCACCAAUGACACUAAGGAGUCGCAAUUGGAUCCUUCUGAGUCGACAUUUCUGGGUUUGGAUGAUAACAGGCUUUGCCAGUGGGAUAUGCGUGAACGCAGAGGAAUGGUUCAGAACAUUGCUAGUUUGAAUUCGCCGGUGCUGCAGUGGUCUCAGGGGCAUCAGUUUUCUCGUGGGACCAAUUUUCAGUGCUUUGCUACUACUGGAGAUGGGUCUAUUGUUGUUGGGUCUCUGGAUGGGAAGAUACGCUUGUAUUCAAAGACCUCUAUGAGGCAGGCAAAGACUGCUUUCCCAGGGCUGGGUUCCCCCAUUACUCAUGUUGAUGUGACUUAUGAUGGGAAGUGGGUGUUGGGUACAACUGACACUUACUUGGUCCUUAUAUGCACUCUCUUCACUGACAAAGAUGGAAAGACCAAGACUGGGUUUAGUGGUAGAAUGGGAAACAAGAUACCAGCUCCCAGGUUGUUGAAGCUGAUCCCUCUGGACUCACAUUUGGCUGGUGCAGACAAUAAGUUUCAUGGAGGCCACUUCUCAUGGGUCACUGAAAGUGGUAAACAAGAGCGUCACCUUGUUGCAACAGUGGGAAAGUUCAGUGUGAUAUGGGAUUUCCAGCAGGUGAAGAAUAGUGCCCAUGAAUGUUACAGGAAUCAGCAAGGCCUCAAGAGUUGUUACUGCUACAAGAUCCUUUUGAAGGACGAGUCCAUUGUGGAGAGCCGUUUCAUGCACGAUAAGUAUGCUGUCAGUGACUCCCCUGAAGCUCCUCUGGUGGUGGCAACCCCGAUGAAAGUCAGCUCGAUCAGUCUCUCUGGCAAAAGAUGAUCUCUUUGUAUAUGUUAACAUUUUCUGUUAGUGUUGUGCAUACUAAAUUGCUCUAGCUAGUGCUAAGUUUCUGCUGCUUUGUUACGGAUCAUUAGAUUUGUUCUUGCCUCGUAGUUCUAAGCUUCUCUUUGUACCUAUUUGAGUUUUUUAUCAAGCGCUUUUUCACACUUACGAAAUAUGGUGUUUUAUCGAUGGUUCUAUAAGUUUGUAUAAUUGAAUAUGAUGAAAUCUACAGUGAUGAUAUUGAAAUUGAA